Oppia nitens is the source of this 730-nucleotide messenger RNA. RefSeq names its product complexin-like. The transcript is spliced from 6 exons. Gene Ontology annotation, cellular component: terminal bouton; SNARE complex. Bases 222 to 668 code for a protein of 148 amino acids. The record is from RefSeq and is a predicted model, not a curated record. Gene Ontology annotation, molecular function: syntaxin binding. NCBI's taxonomy places the organism in Eukaryota, Metazoa, Arthropoda, Arachnida, Sarcoptiformes, Oppiidae. Gene Ontology annotation, biological process: neurotransmitter transport; synaptic vesicle exocytosis; regulation of neurotransmitter secretion.
UUACAACUGUCCAUAACUGAUUUUAUACAAGAAAUUUUAAGCAUUUAGCAUCAAUGAAAUAUAUUUACACUGAAACUUAUUUAUCUCUAAUAUUUAAGUUUUUAAGAAACUGUGAAACUUAUUGAAGUCAUCGCUAAGAAAAUUGAAUUUAUUAGCAAACUUUAUAAUAAUUAAUUUCAAUAAAAACUUAGACCGAAAACAACUGUAAAAAUUUUAAAAUAAUGGCUGCAUUUAUAGCAAAACAAAUGGUUGGCAACCAAUUGUCAGCCGUCAAAGAAAUGGGUGGCGGAGAGGGGCCCACACCUGAAGAGAAAGAAAAACUUCAACAAUUAGAACAGGAAAGACUUGAUGCGCUCCGGGAGGCAGAGGAAAGGCGUCAAGAAAAACAUAGAAAAUUAGAACAAGAGAGGGAAGGGAUGAGACAAGGAAUCAGAGAUAAAUAUGGCAUCAAAAAGAGAGAAGAAAAAGAGGCUGAGCUCAAGAAACAACAAGAAGAGCGUAUGGGAGGCGCCGCCGGAGGUAUCAACAGAUCAAAGAAAACACCCGAAGAAAUAGCAGCGGAACAGGCGGCCGCUGACCAGGAUGAUUUUACUAAACUUAAAAACAGUAUCGAAACCCAAGUGAAUGAUAUUAAGGGUCAAAUUGAGGAGAAAUGUACGAUACAGUAGACUGACUGAGAUAUGUGUGAUGGAGGCGCCUCCUAAUUACUGAAAAUCCUCCUCCAUUUUUA